GUCUGAAUGGCGCUGGGGCGGGGCGUGAUUGGCCGGGGAGAGGCGGGGCUGGAGCAAUGCCGGGGGAGCUGCUGCGAGUGUUCCUUCGCACGGGGUGCAAAGUUCAGAGAAGCACAAAAGCGGCUCAGUCUCCGCUGCACCCGCAACGAAGAGGAGCUGGUGUUGCUGUGGGGAUGGCCACGUUAGUCAAGAAGAUCAUCCAUACUGCUAAGGCUCCGGCGGCUGUGGGGCCCUAUAGUCAAGCCGUGUUGAUAGACCGGACCAUGUAUAUAGCAGGACAGAUUGGCUUGGAUCCUUCAAGUGGGCAACUUGUACCUGGAGGAGUAAAGGAACAAACUAAACAGGCACUUAAGAAUAUGGGGGAAAUUCUGAAAGCAGCAUACUGUGACUAUGGCAACGUGGUAAAGACGACUGUUCUGAUGGGUAACAUGAAGGACUUCGAUGAUAUGAAUGAAGUAUACAAGCAGUUUUUCAAGGGUGACUUCCCAGCCAGAGCAGCUUACCAAGUUGCAGCUCUGCCAAAAGGGGCAUGUGUUGAGAUUGAAGCUGUUGCCAUCACUGGACCACUCUGUGAUGCCAAGUAUGAUGCUAAAGGCAACCUUUAGCCCAGCAGCUUGGAACUGGUCAUCUCUUCCAGACUCAGAUCCUACAUGAGUUGUUCUGAAUACAAGGAGUUAAUUCCAUCCCACCCACUGCUGCUAUUGUGUCCUAUUAAGGUUCUAGGCUGAUGCACAAUUUGGUAGGAAUGACGCUUCUUGUAGAACUUAAUGUCACAAGCUGUUUGGAGAAGGUUUUAUUGCUUCAAAUAGUAUUUUGAUGGAUAGGCACUAGUGAUUUAUCCAGAUACUGUGAAUAGAAUUUUGAUAUAAUUAAUAUGGAAACUUAGUUGUGACCCUUAAGAGGCAAGCUGGCAUUACGUUAUUACACUAUGUAAUCAAACCUUUUUAAUAAGAAAAAAGUAAUGAAUGUUACACUAGAAUUACAGUAGUACAGAACUAAAUAUUGGUAGACUUAAUGUUACCAAUUUACCUGAUAUGCUUACCUCCAUCUACUAGACAAAGUAGUGUUCAAAUAUGCAAACAUCUUUUUAACUCACGUUUUCAGCCCUGAUUUAUGUAUUUUGAUGAGAUUUUAAUAAAACAGCAUUAUAUAACGUAUCAUUUGAGCCUUAAUUUUUGAUGAGAGCUAUGUCUGUUUUCCAGUAUCAGCCUUUCAAGAAUAUAAAAACCUGCAUUGGUGCUUCCUUCAUGUUGUACUGCAUCAUUAUUUUUUGGUCUUCUGUAGCUAUGUGUCACUGAGAUAAUGAAGUAAUUUCAGGUUACUUGUAAACUUGCCAUUUAGAAGACUGUUUAAGCAACAUAUUUGAUGGGUUGUAAAGAGUUAUUUUAAGCCAACCAGUUUGUGGAAUUCAGGCAAUAAACAAUGAUGAAACCUG
This is a messenger RNA of Heteronotia binoei (common prickly gecko), 1435 nucleotides long. RefSeq names its product reactive intermediate imine deaminase A homolog (gene RIDA). The record is from RefSeq and is a predicted model, not a curated record. Gene Ontology annotation, cellular component: cytosol. Lineage: Eukaryota; Metazoa; Chordata; Lepidosauria; Squamata; Gekkonidae. Gene Ontology annotation, molecular function: deaminase activity. The coding region runs from base 57 to 605 and encodes 182 amino acids. The transcript is spliced from 6 exons.